Pogona vitticeps (central bearded dragon) is the source of this 926-nucleotide messenger RNA. The record is from RefSeq and is a predicted model, not a curated record. Lineage: Eukaryota; Metazoa; Chordata; Lepidosauria; Squamata; Agamidae.
CUUACUGUCACUAUUUGGGCUCAUUCUCUUUUCCAGGGUUCACAUCUGCUCUAAAGGGACCUCCGGAACUGAGUGCAGUUCUUGGCCAGCUGCUGUCUUUAGGGUGUCAAUAUGAAGAAGGAUUUCAAACAUAUAAGAAAUAUUGGUGUAAAGGACCCAUCUGGGGUUCUUGUACCUAUGUUGUUCAAACUGAUGGAACUGAGGCUGAGGCCAAGGCGGGCAGAACCUCGACCCAGGACAAUCACAGUCGUUUGGAAUUCACAGUCAGACUGGAGAACAUCUCACAGGAAGAUGCUGGGAUUUACUGGUGUGGCAUAGAAAAAUCAUGGUAUGAUCCUGGGUUCCAGAUAAAAAUUACUGCUCUGCCAGCGCCAACGCCAGCAAUGACAACAGCUGUAAUUACUACAAAUGUUCCUACAGUCACAGAUUUCCCUACCACAGCAACACCAAGCCAUGAUUUUCUAUACAUGAUCCUGUUACCCAUUGUUUUUCUGGUGCUGGUGGUCAUUUUAAUAGGAGCUGUCCUGCUGAUGUGUAGGCUAAAGAAGCAAAAGGCUGCCAAGGCAUGUAAAGACGUUCCAUGGUCUUCGGCUCCUAGUGCAUCUGUGCAACCAACAGAUGGACACCAUCGUGAGGAAGCUCCUCUCCCCUUGAACCCAAUCCCAGGCAACACAACAGAAACGGAAUAUGCAUCUGUGAGAAUGGCACCAACAUCAGUCGACUCUCUGCCACAGGCAUUUACCAAUACAGAAAAUAUUUCUUAUGCUACCUUAAAGUUUUCUGCCAAGGAAGAGGAACCUACCUAUGCCAAUGUGGAGUAGGCGUUCAGUCCAAUCCUAGCAGUGACCGAGAACUGUGAACUGAAGAAGAAAAAGAGGGGGCCUCCUCUAUGGGACACUUUCUCCCUGUGCCAUCCUCCUCCCAUG